This is a messenger RNA of Parasteatoda tepidariorum (common house spider), 3504 nucleotides long. Its product is annotated as dual specificity protein phosphatase 10. NCBI's taxonomy places the organism in Eukaryota, Metazoa, Arthropoda, Arachnida, Araneae, Theridiidae. The record is from RefSeq and is a predicted model, not a curated record. Gene Ontology annotation, molecular function: MAP kinase tyrosine phosphatase activity; MAP kinase tyrosine/serine/threonine phosphatase activity; protein tyrosine/threonine phosphatase activity. Gene Ontology annotation, biological process: peptidyl-tyrosine dephosphorylation; negative regulation of MAPK cascade. Gene Ontology annotation, cellular component: cytoplasm; cytosol.
CUAACGUAAAGAAACAUUCACAACUCAGAUAUCGGAUCCUGCGCAGAUCGCGGAGAGAGAGAGCUUGCAGGAAAUUAACUUCCAUACUCUUUUAUUUUAAAAUUAAAGAACUUUUCUAAGAAAAGUGGAUUACUGUGAGUGUUCCAUAAAACGAAGACCUCAUUUAAACAGUUUUUUGCCCUCCGAUAUGUCUGGAGGUGUUGAUGUACAACUUCCCGGAAAUACGAUACUAUCUGAUCAUCACGGGCGACGAAGACCACAGUUGCUCUACCUGAACUCCAACAGGGGCGCUAACCACCGGCGGCGCCCCGUUAAAAACUCAUCCCACCAAUCUGAAAAUCUGAAGUUGGUCUCCCCGUCCGAGCUGGACACUGCACUCAGACAAGGUGGGGGCGCGAUGCCCUUAGUUUUGGAUUGCCGACCAACCUUUGCCUACGGUAAAGGGCACGUGUCCGGCGCAGUUUCUUUACGGUGUGCGGACCGUAUCAGUCGUCGGAGACUGCAACUUGGACGACUUGGACUAUGCGAUCUCGUCUCAGAUCAAAACGCUAAAGAAAAGUUACAAACUUGUCGGGGCUCCGAGGUUGUGCUAUAUGACGAUGGGACAUCUGAAGCUGAUCAAGUCACUGAUGAUCAUCCACUUUCACCUGUUAUUGCAUCCAUCAGGGACAUGGGAGCAAAACCCGUCCUAUUAAGAGGUGGAUGGCGAGAGUUCUCCAAAAGUCAAAGUGAUUCCUGUCUGUCCCCUCCAGCUAUGAACGAAGAAGAUCGUCCUUCUGAGUAUUUGCCAUCCAACUUGGAGAAUACAAAGGCCACUGCAAUCCUCCCUUUUUUGUAUGUUGGUAAUGCCAAAGAUGCCGAAGAUGUUUGCAGACUAAAAGAAUUGGGUAUCGGCUAUGUCCUCAAUGUCACUAGCCAAGUUCCCGGAUACUGCGAUGAGCAUGGCUUUGCGUUCCUUCGUUUACCAGCUAUGGAUUCCUACCAGCAAAAUAUCAAACAAUAUUUCAAGAAAGCCUUUGCUUUUAUUGAUGAAGCCCGACAACGGAACAGUGCCGUCUUGGUACACUGCCAAGCCGGAAUCUCUCGUUCUGCUACGAUCGUAAUUGCUUACCUAAUGUACCAUACUAACAUGUCUUCGAUGGAUGCUUACAAAAUGGUGAAGAACAAAAGACCCAUCAUAUCACCAAAUCUACAUUUCAUGGGUCAACUCGUGGAGUUGGAGCAUGUUCUUCGAAACAAUCAAGACUGUGGUGUUAGUUGAUGAUGAAAACUGAAACCAUGACACCUUUCGCGGAUCUGUGAAAAUUUGUCAUUGGACUUGAGAUAAUUUAUGGAGAUCUAAACCGAGAACGGGAUUCCUUAUUCCUUGAAGGUUGUAAAUGCUACAGAGUUUGCUAGGAUUACUCGACAUAAUUGUUGGAAGUGCGCAAACAAAAUAAUUACUGUUGGAAGCAAUGUGUAAGAUAGAGUGUUUGUUUCAUUGUGAAACUGUAAUAAUGUAUUUUAUAAAUAUUUAGAAAAAAAAUAUUAGUGCAUAAUGUACUAAAUCACGUUUUUAAUGAAGGUGUAAGUAUAUGAAGGAUGUAAAUAAAUUUUGUAAAAUAUCUGUAUUUUGUAACCAUAUUUUAUUGAUCAAUAAUUUAACCUUUUUUUAAUACUUUGUAUACUACAGGAGUUAGAUUAGUACACACUUGAAGCUAUUUUGAAACUUGUUAAAAUAUAAUAUUGUUAAAAUUUACUGCAUUCUUAGUAUGGGGCUAAGUCGAACCAUAUUAUCGCACUACUUCUUAUUGAUAACAAGUUAGUAUGGUUCAACGUGGACAAAAGCUGACGCCUUGUUAAAUUUGCAGCAAAUUAGUACUUUAUAUGAACUUUCAACUUAUAACAUUGGACUUAUUUUUUGAAAUUGUAAAUACUAAUGUCAUGAAAGGUAUAUGGAAAGAGAUGCAUCCUUCAUUUACAUACUCCUUCAAAAUGUAACUUGUAAAAAAAAGUGUUAAAUGUCUCUCUUUUUUUUUCUUUUUGUAAUGUUUUCUGUCUCUUGGUUGUAAAAUUUCACGGACAAAAUAUUACUCACAGGGAUCAGCACAUUUUAAAACAUAUAAUAAGGAUUUGGUGCUACUUCAAAUCAAUUUCUAGUACGAUUUUAUAUAAAUAUACAACAUUUUAUAUACUCUCUCUUUGAAAACAACGUCUUAAUGACUGCUUCUGUAAAAAUGAUGAAUUUAAGUCUGAUAGAAAGAUAAUUUUCGUCUGAGAUUUUAUACUUUUAGUAGUUUAUCGCAUAAAUGUAGAAAUAAUAGAAUAGAAAAUUUAUUAGAUUAAAACAUAACGUCAUUUAUAUGAGGAAUUUAGGGUAAAUUUAAACUGUUGCAUACUGGCUUGCACUAAAAUGCUUCGCUAUGUUAAUGUUAUCUGCAUGGGCGUCACUGGGGGGGAUUUUUGAGGGGGACUAAAUUCUAAUAGUUAAUUAAUUUUUACACAUAAAAAAUUCUUAUAUUUGCUAAAUUAUUUUUUUGUCGUUUCUAACUUUGAUGAAUUCAAACCGAUGAUAAUUCAUGAAAAUUUUCUGAAAAAUUCAGGGGGGGAGAUGCAUCUAAUUGUAGAGAAGUCCCCCCCCCCACACACCAACGACGUCCAUGGUUAUCAGUACGAAUACGGUAUCAUAUGUUAAUUCUACAUUUCAUGUUUAUUUUUUAUAUAAACUAAGAUAUAUUUUUCUAGUCUUAACCCAUUUGCGCCUGAUGAAGCAUGUUAGGUGUGCAUAAUUUUGGAUAAACUUUACAUUAAAAAUUUCUUUAACAGUAGGGUGGGAGUAAAAAUAAUAGCUUGAGUGCUAGUUUUUUUUUUUUUUUUAAACUGUUAAUAUUUAUUUCACUGUUUUAUAUUCAUAUGUGGAUGUGUGCUUGCGUAUUCGUGUUAGCAAAUUGUAUUGUGUAUACAUUCAACAUGUAACAUACUAUUGUCACAUGUAACGUAUUAAUGUAGUUACUAAUAUAGCCGCCCAUUGUAAACGUUUCAUAACACACAUAUACUGUCGAGCUAAUAUUUUUAUGCUAUUUCAAAGGGUGCCUUGCAAUUUCAAUACCAAUGAAAAGGUUUAAGAUAUAUGUAUUUUCCUACCAUAUGUACUAACAUAAACAACUUGUAUUUUUGUAUGUAUCUAUCUAUUUAAACAUUAUUGUUUAGCCCUAUGCAUAAAUUUUUAAAACACUUUUCCUUUUGCCUGUUUAUGUACAUGAAAUUGUGUGUAUGUAAUAUUAUACGGCACUUCAGGCAAAGUCUGUUUAUUUCUAAACUGUUGUGCCGAAAGAAUCUAGUCAUAACCACAGUGCCUCUAUCUUGGAAACUACUGCUUUUUGAAAAUGUAGGGACCAUAGAAUUUAAUAGAAUCAAAGUGUAUGGUGCCUGUUCAUAUGGUGAAAAUAGAAAGAAGUACUUUUUUCUGAUUAGAAAAAAAAUCGCUAUAUAUUUAUUUUGAAAUAAAGUGCUAUUCAAUGAAAA